CUACCACUUCUCUUAGACGACACGACCUGCCUGCAAAACUACAAGUACCGUGAGGCUAGAUAGUGCGCUGCACCAAGAAUGGAGUCGGGAUGGCUUUUUUUAUUUUAAAGGGAACAUCAAGGUUGUCGAGUAGGUUCGAAGACGGGAGAGCAGGAUCUGGUUUGGGGAAGUGCCGUUUGUCUGAUGGUGCCAGUGGAGGACCAGCGCUUGCUAGCCCCCUCGUCCUUCCAUGACCUCCCCCCGUGGACCCUAACCCACUAGCGCCCCGCCCCCCUCCUCCUCCUCCUCCUCCUCCUCCUCCCACCCUUCCCUUGGCCCGCCCAGCCCCGCCCCACCCCGCCUCCUCUCUCUCUCCACUGAUUCACCUGUCCCUCAUGCUUUGGACACAAGUACCACACCGACUGUCCAAUGACUGCCUGGAUCAUCCUGCCUGUGAGCCUCUCUGCUUUCUCCAUCACAGGAAUAUGGAUAGUUUACGCUAUGGCAGUGAUGAAUCAUCACGUUUGUCCUGUAGAGAACUGGACCUACAACGUGACGUGCACAGAGGAGACGGCCAAGCCGGGCUUCCCCAAAACAUGCUGCACCCUACAGGACAUUCCCCUCAUCAGUAAGUGCGGAUCCUUCCCCCCGGAGAGCUGUUUGUUCAGCCUGAUCGGUAAUGUGGGAGCAUUCAUGGUGGUGAUGGUUUGCCUGCUCCGCUAUGCCCAGGUGAUUGAACACAGUCAUUGCUGCUGGACUAACACCAGCGCUCUGGUGUCCGGCUGCACCAACGCCUUGGGCCUGGUCAUGGUGGGGAACUUCCAGGUGGACCAUGCCAAAACGCUGCACUACGUGGGGGCGGGCGUGGCCUUCCCCGCCGGGCUGCUCUUCGUGUGCCUGCAGUGCGUGCUGACGUACCGCGUGGCCAUCAGUGCGCUCGACUACUGGAUGGCGCACGUCCGCGUGGCCCUGGCCGCCGGGGCCCUCAUCUCCCUGGUUUUGAGUUUUUCCUUAACCUGACCGGGCGGCGUCUUCUUCAUCCACGAGAGCUUCGUGCUGCAGCACGCGGCGGCCGUCUGCGAGUGGGUGUUCACCGUCGACAUCCUCGUCUUCUACGGGACCUUCACCUACGAGUUUGGCGCCGUCAACAACGACACGAUGAUGGUGGCCCUGCAGCACACCCGACACCGGGGGGCAGGCGUCAUCAUUGGGGGCGGGGCGGGCAGGGGCGGGACCUUGGGCAGCGGCACCAAGAGCCUGAAGUCGCCUGGCGGGAGCAGCACCUCCACCCACCUCAACUGCAACCCAGAGAGCAUCGCCAUGCUGUAGCCACGCCCACUCCACUGCUACCUGAGAGCAUCGCCAUGCUGUAGCCACGCCCACUCCACUGCUACCUGAGAGCAUCGCCAUGCUGUAGCCACGCCCACUCCACUGCUACCUGAGAGCAUCGCCAUGCUGUAGCCACGCCCACUCCACUGCUACCUGAGAGCAUCGCCAUGCUGUAGCCACGCCCACUCCCCCCUCCUCGAGCAUCGCCAUGCUGUAGCCACGCCCACACCCCCCUCCUCGAGCAUCACCAUGCCAUAGCCACGCCCACUCCCCCCCUCCCAGUGCAUCACCAUGCUCUAGCCACGCCCACUCCCCCCUCCCAGUGCAUCACCAUGCUCUAGCCACGCCCACUCCCCCCUCCCAGUGCAUCACCAUGCUCUAGCCACGCCCACUCCCCCCCUCCCAGAGGGCAUCAACAUGCUGUAGCCAUGCGGACUGCUCCCUUCCCCCCUCCCUCUCAGUGUCCCUGGCUCACAGACUAGCCCAAUAUGGUCAGGCUACUGUGGGGCCCAUUGGCUGUAUGGCAAGGGGGAGGGAGGAGGGGGGGUUUCUGGGGGGUGGCAGAGAAAUGGAAGAUGGUUCAUAUUGGAGCAGGUUAGAUUUGGUGGUGUAGGUGCACACAUUUAUUUAGUCUGCCCUCCACCUGUCCUGUUUGUUGAGCAAGUGCUGUUUGGAGCGGUUUAUGUUUUUAUUUCUAUUUAUGUUUUCUAUUUCUUUAAAAAAAAAAAUUUUUUUUACACAACCCAAGUUAGCACAUACCUCAUUUGUAUUGUGAUAAUAUAAUGUACAAGACAGAUUACUUUUAAAAAAGGAAAAGGAGAGAACGUUAUCAUUGGAGUCAAGCGUUACGUAAAUGUCCUUCCCCCCUGAAGGGGGUUAUUAUGGGUUGCAGUUGCAGCAGCAGCACUGUCUCUAUCCUGUGUCCUGAUUGGCCCUGAUGGACCUGCUAUAUAUCCCAGAGUUACCGAACAGGACCUCUGAGUAUCUUUAAGAGCCACAGAGAAGGAAACCCGUUUGGACAGGUGUUUGGUGAGAUGUGCUGUCUGUUUUGGGAUGUGAAUUGAUGAGCACUGGAUUGGACCUGUUGUUUCCCCAUUUCACCUGAGAGUGGCCGGGGAGUGCUGACGGGCGAGGCGCGAGACUGUGGGCUCAUUCCAGAUGCUUAUUUUAUCCGCCUUGGCCUCCUCUGUCCUCGCCUGGCCUGGAAAUCGACUGAGGUCCGCCAUCUUUACGGGCAUUCCAACCCCAUUACUGUGAAUGCUCCUUGAAGGAGCGAGGAGGCUCCUGGAGGAUGCUCCAGUGAGGAUAUACGAGUGCACCCUUUGCAAAGUAUUUUUUGGGACGUGUGAGGUGUAAACGACUGACCUGUGGAUCCACCUCUCCACAUCACUAACUGAUGUGGCUUCAGACCGUCGCUCGACUGAACUAUGACGUUCCGUUCGCCUAAUGCACAUUUCCUCGAUUCCUCCGUCUUCGCGUCCUUUCCUCCUGUCCCCCGCUGGGCGGGGCUAAGGACGCGAGGGAAGGAUGCAACGAGGUGAAAUAAGCAGUUGGAAUGAGCCCUGUUUUAUGCGCAUGUGUGGAUUUAAAAAAAAAAUUUUGCCCCCAAAUUUUUAAACUGGGACUUUAGUAAACGCAGACAGCUUGUGCUGCUGCGAUGUCGCAUAUUGUCUCAUUCAUCUGAGGUUUCUGUUUUGCUUUGCGGCCAUUUUCAGUCAUUUCCACAGCAUUCAGCUGGAAAGCAAAUGGUGGUGGUGUGAGAAGUCUGUCUGUAGAGAGAGUCUGUCUGUAGAGAGAGUCUGUCUGUAGAGAGUGUCUGUCUGUAGAGAGUGUCCGCAGAAAGUGUCUGUAGAGUGUCCAUAGUGGGUCUGUCUGUAGAGAGAAUGGAAAGUCUUUGGCUACUUGUUGCGCAGUUUCACUGUGUUUGUAGCCUUUGUGAAAGUCGACGUGUGUGUGUGUGAAGCAGUUGUGCUAAGGUGGAAUCUGAACCCAUUUGCUAGGAUGUGUUUUUGAAGCCAUGAAAUGAUUUGGUGACAGCCCACAUUUAGAAAGCCACUGUGCGUCUUUACAGGGGUAUCACAGGCGAUAGAUUGGUGCAUAAAUGGCCACCAACAAAUAUGUCUUAAAACCAUUUUCUCCACCUGUCGUGAGGGUAGUGGGGUGUGAUUGUCUAAUCAGCUGCCAUUGUUUUAAAGUUGGAAGCGAAGCAGGAUUUUUAAAGCUGUUGAUCAUUUUGUUUGUUCUCGGAAUUUGAGCGCCCAUUAAUUUAUACGUUAUUAUUUCUGUUUUCUAUAAGAGUAUAUCCCUAUUUACACAUUAUUACUGUUUUCUAAAAGAGUAUACUCCAAUUUACACAUUAUUAUUACUGUUUUUUAUAAAUGUACACCACUGGCUGUACCACAUGUUGUUGAGUCACUGGAGAUGACAAAGAUGCCAUCGUGUGUGUGUGUGUGUGUGUGUGGGUUUGUGUGAGAUUGUAUGUGCACGUGUGUGUGUGUGUGUCUAUGUCUCUGUCUCUUUGUGUGCACACUGCGUUUUUUUUUUAGCUGAUCCCUGGCCUUUUGCCUGUUCACACUGAUUUCCGCAUUUUCACGGCGAGGAAACGUUUGUCGUGCCGCAGUACAAAUGCACAGUGUGGACGAAGUCCCUGGCUGAAAACAACACAACGCUGGACAAUCUAAACGCCACACGUUUGAUCCCCGCACAUUCCACACACACCGUGUUACCGUCGAACAAACUGCCAAUCCAGUGCAUUUUGACUGUAAUGUGGCCAAUAAUAUUUUUAUAUAUACUCAAAAAAAAAAAAAAAAAACACAAAAUCAAAUCAUUGAAUGGAGUAGAGUGGCAUUCGGAUGCUACCAUCUGAAUGACACCAUGACAUCAGCACCGAUGAUAAUCAAUAUUAUUGGAUCCAUAAACGCACCGAUUGUGAAUCUCUUGGUUGAGCCCGAGUGCGCCUGAGCGUGGCACAGCGAAGCAAGCGUAGUAAAGGAAAGGCUCGCGUUCAAGAGCGGUUUUUCUCGACUGUCGUUGUAACGUUGCCAAUGAAGUGUAGAUGGAAGGACAUUUUUCUUUUAAAUGAAAUGUUUGCCUGUACCUCAUUUCAGUUUGUAACCUUGAGUGGGUGUUUGGCGAAAAGUGUCCGAGUUCAUCUUCAUGGGUGUGUUCGAUUCUGUGAUCGGCUGGGUUAUGUUCUCACGCAUAAAGGUAAAUCAAUGCUGAAUGCUGAAAUUUGCAUUUUUAUGUUCUUUUAUAAUUAUUUGUAUGAUUUAGUAGCGGUUUGGUUUAGUCAUUUUUUUUCUGUUGUCUGAAAUUUAUAUUCAAAAGAUAAAUGAAAUAAAUUAAAUACAUAAAUGAUAA
Messenger RNA from Anguilla rostrata (American eel), 4668 nucleotides. RefSeq names its product transmembrane protein 150A-like. Lineage: Eukaryota; Metazoa; Chordata; Actinopteri; Anguilliformes; Anguillidae. Gene Ontology annotation, cellular component: plasma membrane. The transcript is spliced from 8 exons. Gene Ontology annotation, biological process: protein localization to plasma membrane. The record is from RefSeq and is a predicted model, not a curated record.